CAUUCAAUCAUUCGUCCACUGAACGAAAGAAAAAGAAAGAAAAAGAAAAUCGUUUCAUCCCUUAGGCCCGCCGUUUCGCACAUUUCAAAAUCUCAAUGUCGAUCCCGGCGACGUUGAUUCUCCUCCUCCUACUCGUACUGGGCCCUACCUCUGCCUUCCGGCCACUAAUCCGAAUCCCUAGCGACCGCAGGGCGCACUACCACAACCGCCGUCACGACGACCAGCUCUACUGCAACAGCUGGAGGCUGCUAGUGGAAGCCAACAACUCCGUCGCGUGGACCGAACCGUUGAAGCGGUGCGCCGACUACGUCGUGAAGUAUUCGAGGGGGAGCAGUACAGUUCGGACCUGGAGGUGUACGCUUCCGAGGCGGCGGCGUAUGCCCGCACCGUGCCGGUCGCCGGAGACGGAAAGGACGCUUGGGUGUUCGACGUCGACGUGACCCUGCUCUCCACCAAUCUGCCUUACUACGGCAUCCACGGUCUCAGGUAAAAUUUGAUUAGUUAGUUCAACGGUCAAUGUAGCUCGAUACUUUCACAUGCCCAUGUUUGAUUGUUUUCCUAACUAAAUCAAAUGUUGAAUUGGAAAAUUUUCAUGGUUUAAUGGUUGAUUAUUAUUAUUAAAACGGAUAAUAAAACAUAUAUAACAUACUAGUUUAGGACUCAAUAACUCCAAAUUCAUAUAAUCCAACACCAAAACGUCUCAUGGACCAUUCAAACUGUGAAAUUUUAUAAAAAGUUUAUCGAAAUUCAAAUUAGCAAUUAGGAUGGUAGUCGGUAUUGAAUUGCAUAAAUCCAGUAGAGAGGUAGAAAAUGAAGAAUAAGUAAAAUUAGUAACCAUAACGAGUGAACAAAUCAAAUUGAGAUGGUUCAUUUGGUUGACUGAUUCGAUAUCCAACCAUAAAAAAUUGUUUGGUUCACUUCUUACCAUCCAGUCACAUAAAUUGAACCGCCGCUAUUGUAAUUAUCUUGACGAUUCUACUUGAUAUAACCGUUCACCCGGUCCGGUUCUUAUAACAAAUCAUAUAUUUAUAUCCUCAUGGGUUGUGGUUUUUGUUGAACGUUUCUUUUUGUGUGGCUGGUCGCCGGAAUUGUAUACACUAGUGCGAAACGGUCGGUCCAUGAACACAGUCUUGGAACGAUUGGGUGGACCAAGCCGCAUGCCCAGUCUGUAGUCUUACCGGCGAGCUUGGAACUAUACAAGGAGCUGAAAAGCCUGGGAUUCACCAUCUUCAUUCUCACCGGCCGGCUCGAAGCAUAGAGGAAUGCUUCUGCCGUGAAUCUCCUCGCUCAAGGUUACAGUGGCUGGGAGAAGGUUCUUCUUGAGGUAAUCAAUUUUCGCCUUCAUUUCCAAGACCCAAACUUUUAUGACAAUUUAACGAUGCCAAUGUGUCUGGUGGAAGCAGGGAGGUGGAAGAUGAAGAGGAGCCGGCGAGCGAGUACAAAUCGGAGAAGAGGCAGGGGCUGGUAGACGGAGGUUACAGGAUCCAUGGGAGCUGUGGAGAUCGAUGGAGUGACUUGCAAGGCUAUGCUGUGGCUGCUAGGUCUUUCAAAAUCUCCAACCAUCUCUACUUCAUCCCUUGAUUCUUAGUUCCAUCCACAACAUGCUAGGAUUUCAGUUAACUUGAUUGUCUUUCGGAUUAUGAAAUCAUGUCGUCGCGAGUUUGAUUGUCAUCUCUAAUUACAUCCCCUAGUCCUAGGAUUUCAG
Linum trigynum is the source of this 1705-nucleotide messenger RNA. NCBI's taxonomy places the organism in Eukaryota, Viridiplantae, Streptophyta, Magnoliopsida, Malpighiales, Linaceae. The record is from the annotation of a GenBank genome assembly.